AUGGCAGUCGACGUCUUUGCAAUUCCCGUCUUCUUCAUCUGUUUUCGAGAGUCGCUCGAAUCCAGUAUCAUUGUAUCCGUCUUGCUUGCUUUCCUCAAACAGAGCUUGGCUGCGGAAGGAGACCAAACUACUUACAAACGACUGGUCAAGCAAGUUUGGAUUGGAGUGGCCGCUGGCGUCUUCAUCUGUCUCUGCGUCGGAGCGGGCAUGAUCGGUGCCUUCUACGCUCUUGACAAGGAUCUUUUCGCCAACACCGAGGACAUCUGGGAGGCCGUCUUUAGUAUUAUUGCAGUUGUCAUCAUCUCCUUGAUGGGAGCGGCGCUCUUGCGUGUCAACAAACUCCAGGACAAAUGGAAGGUCAAGCUGACCAAAGCCUUGGAAACCCAGGAGGCGGCCUCUAGGCCUGUCGGCUUCAUGGGUCGCUUCAAGGCAUGGUCUACCAAGUAUGCCAUGUUCAUCCUUCCUUUUGUCACCGUCCUGCGCGAAGGUCUCGAGGCUGUGGUGUACAUUGGAGGUGUUAGUCUGGGUCUUCCCGCCACUUCUUACCCACUGGCAGUAUUCACCGGCUUGGCAGCUGGAUGUUUUAUUGGUUUCCUUCUAUACCGUGGUGGCAACACCGCGUCCCUCCAAAUAUUCCUGAUUAUCUCGACUUGUUUCCUCUACCUCAUCGCCGCCGGACUGUUCUCGAAGGCUGUUUGGUAUAUUGACGAUUACGAAUGGAGUCAAAUCACCGGUGGUGACGCAUCAGAGACGGGCUCGGGACCUGGGUCAUAUGAUAUCACCAAGUCUGUGUGGCACGUCAACUGUUGUAACCCACAACUCAAUGGCGGUGGUGGCUGGGGUAUCUUCAAUGCCAUCUUUGGUUGGCAAAACUCUGCUACCAUCGGGUCCGUCGUCUCUUAUAACGUAUACUGGCUCGUAAUCAUCCUGUCCUUCUUGGCCAUGGGCUAUCACGAGCGCAACGGCCACUUGGGUGUCUUUACCCCUGUGGUUAAGGCAUUCUCAAAGAAAAAGAAUGGGGACGAGCAUUCCCAAACUGAAAGGGGCAUUGUUGAGGAUUCGAAUGAUUCUGGGGAUCACACGAAGGCUCCCCAGUCUACAGCUGUUACUCCUGUGGCCUAA
Pestalotiopsis fici W106-1 is the source of this 1122-nucleotide messenger RNA. RefSeq lists its product as uncharacterized. Gene Ontology annotation, cellular component: plasma membrane; high-affinity iron permease complex. Gene Ontology annotation, molecular function: ferrous iron transmembrane transporter activity. The transcript has 4 exons. The record is from RefSeq and is a predicted model, not a curated record. Gene Ontology annotation, biological process: iron ion transmembrane transport. The coding region runs from base 1 to 1122 and encodes 373 amino acids. Lineage: Eukaryota; Fungi; Ascomycota; Sordariomycetes; Amphisphaeriales; Sporocadaceae.